AUGACCACAACAGAUACCAAGGCUACUACAUCGAGUUCUACAUCAUCCACGCUUGCCAGCUUUGAAACCCCUUUGAUGGUAACGCACAGCGAACAAAUAUCCCCAAGUAUUACUACCGAUCAACCAGCAUCGUCCACUUCUACUGCUAGAAGUAGCGGCCUCAACGCCGGUGCAGUAAUUGGUGUUUCGGUCACGUCUGGAGUCGCUGGAUUCUUCAUUCUCGGGGUUAUCAUAUUCUUCUGCUGCAGGAGGGUACGGCGUCAGCAUGAGAAAGUCAAAGAUCGAGAUUUCUUCGAGAUUGGAGGCGUCAUGUCGGAACCUCCAGACUUUGGCUUACCACUUCCCCGACGUCCAAGUCAAGGCCCACCCAAUCCUUCUUUUAGUGCAGGAAGCCAGCAAUCCAGUUCCGAGAGUGCGAGGUUAAUGUCGCCAUUCAAGCCGGCAACCCGCAAUCCAGCGGUCAUCGUUACAGGUCCUGGUGAUUAUAAUUUUGCAUAUGAUAGUCCGGAUAGGAUCGGUUUCGCGGUGUCAACGAAUUCCGAAUUUGACGCUUCCCCAAGCCAGUCAGAGCGCACGGUUUCCGAUUUAUUACCGGAUAAGCCAAACAUGAACCUAUAUCCAAAGCCAUUAAGAUGGAGCAGCCACAAGCCCUUGAAACAUAUGAGUAGUGACACAUUGUUCGAAGAGGAUGCAGUGAGACCUAGAAGCCUUCUUGGGUCUUCGAGCCAAAACAAGGGUUCCAUCGGUGGAACAAACGGACACAAUGGCAGCCAGCAGUAUAAACCAGCAAUGGGCUUACCAUCUAACCCGCGCGCAAUGCUAUAUGGAAUGGGCAACGCGUCGUUAUCCAGGAAGAACGUUCGGUAUGGAGCGAAGCCGGUCUUCGCCAAUACUGGGGAAAGGAUCGCGCACUACCAACAAGCAGAAAUCUGCAAUGAUCCACGCUGGUAUGCGGAGGUCCAAAUGCCGGAUCAGCAGGAUUACGUGGACAGUCAAUGGUUAAACCCACGCGCUGGGUACGGUCAGAGUGAUGGGCGGCAGUUAACUCGUGGAGCCGCACGUCGGUCGGUCGAGCUGGUAACGCACGAUGAUCUCGUAAAAACCUCAGACGGCUUCGAGACCAUCAGCCUCAAUGACCGCUCGGAGCUCCGUCGAAAGUCUCGACAUUCUGGCGACUUCAAGCCACUCACUCCAGUAAGGGAAGUAGUCACUCCGUCGGUUAACGCUGGCAAGAACGAGGGUGGGGGCUACUUUGAUAGCGGUGCUACUGUGCCGAAUCCCAGAAUACCCUUCUCCGGGACAGCUCCUCCUGUGCAGGAAAUCGUCUCCCGACCUCGGAUUGUACGAGGUGAUGAUAUCAAACGAGUGCAGAUUCGCAAGGGCAAACCGCAAUCCCAAGGACUGAGAAUCCCAUAUUCUCCGAAGGAUGGCUGGCUAGAGACCCGCGGUUCUCAAACUCAGUACUCCGACCUCAAGUCCAAGAAACUCCCGGUUGACCCCAGCUUUCCAGUGGAGAGUAUGGCACCUGCUACGCCGCGGAGGAAACCAGUAUCCUGGGGUCGCAACCUGACACCUGCACGGCGAGGCUCUGACCUGAUUCUGCGCGUGGAUUAG
Aspergillus lentulus is the source of this 1614-nucleotide messenger RNA. RefSeq lists its product as uncharacterized. The record is from RefSeq and is a predicted model, not a curated record. Lineage: Eukaryota; Fungi; Ascomycota; Eurotiomycetes; Eurotiales; Aspergillaceae.